AUGGCUCAUGAUAGUGACCUUCCCUGCGACGGAGAUGAUCGGUGCAUGAUCUGCAAAAUCACGCCGCCGGUGGAAGAGACGUUAACCUGCAAGACAUGUGUCACUCCUUGGCAUCUUGACUGUCUAUCUGUUCGACCCCAAACCCUAGCCGAUGCUGCCCAAUGGGAGUGUCCCGACUGUUCUAAUCUCAUUUCAUCUCAUCCGCCUCCAUCCGCCGUUACAUCGGGAUCUGAGCCAUCUGCUACGCUGAUUGCCGCUAUUCGGGUCAUUGAGUCGGAUGCCUCACUCUCUGACCAAGAGAAGGCUAAGAGACGACAGCAGUUGUUGAGUGGAGGAGGAUCUGAUGAUGGUGAUAAAGGAAUUGAUGCCAAAAAUGAGAUCGGCGUCGGCGGCGAUAGCGAUGUUCUGAAGCUUCUCAGCGGCAGCUUCAACUGCUCCUUUUGCAUGCAGCUACCGGAGAGACCCGUCACGACACCCUGUGGUCACAACUUUUGCCUGAAGUGCUUUGAGAAAUGGGUUGGCCAAGGGAAACGUACUUGUGCCAUCUGUCGAACUACAAUUCCUCCUAAAAUGGCAAGUCAGCCUCGAAUCAACUCAUCCCUUGUUAUUGCAAUUAGAAUGGCGAAGAUGACCAGGUCACAUGCUGCUACAGGACCACCUAAAGCCUACAAUUCUGUUCUAAACCAAAACAGACCAGACAAAGCAUAUACCAGUGAGCGCGCAAAGAAGUCUGGGAAGGCUAAUGCAUGCAGUGGAAAAAUAUUUGUCACAGUUCCACCUGAUCAUUUUGGACCCAUUCUUGCAGAGAAUGAUCCAGAGAGAGGAACGGGAGUUCUUGUUGGGGAAACUUGGGAAGAUCGUAUGGAAUGUAGACAGUGGGGGGUUCAUCUUCCUCAUGUUGCUGGGAUAUCUGGGCAGUCUGAUUAUGGUGCACAAUCUGUGGCACUAUCUGGAGGAUAUGAAGAUGAUGAAGAUCAUGGAGAGUGGUUCCUCUACACGGGAAGUGGUGGAAGAGACUUGAGUGGAAAUAAAAGGACCAACAAGACGCAGUCAUUUGAUCAGAAGUUUGAGAAGUAUAAUGAAGCUUUACGGGUUAGUUGCAGAAAAGGCUACCCAGUACGUGUUGUGAGGUCACACAAGGAAAAACGAUCUGCUUAUGCACCGGAGAAAGGAGUACGGUAUGAUGGGAUUUACAGGAUUGAAAAAUGCUGGAGGAAGCCUGGAAUUCAAGGAUACAAAGUAUGCCGGUAUCUAUUUGUUCGUUGUGAUAAUGAUCCUGCUCCAUGGACAAGUGAUGAAAAUGGGGAUCGUCCAAGGCCUUUUCCUUCCAUUAAGGAGCUGAAAAAUGCAACAGAUAUAACAGAGAGAAAGGGUACUCCAUCUUGGGAUUACGAUGAUGAGAAAGCUUGUUGGUUGUGGAAAGUACCUGCACCAGGAAGCAGAAAACAUGCAGAUAAUGGAGAUGUUGAGGAUGGGAAUCGCACAAAGAAAGUCCGUCGUAAAACACAAAUGAUGUCUGUGAGUGAACGAUUACUGAAAGAGUUCUGCUGCCUCAUCUGCCAUAAAGUGAUGACUCUCCCGCUUACUACUCCCUGUGCACACAAUUUUUGCAAGUCCUGUUUGCAAGAUACCUUUGCUGGACAAACUUUUAUGAAGGAGAGGACAUGUGAAGGUAGACGGGCAUUAAGGGCAAAGAAGAACAUCAUGAAAUGCCCUUCUUGCUCGAAUGACAUUUCUGAAUACCUGCAAAAUCCCCAGGUGAAUAGGGAAUUGAUGAGUGUGAUUGAAUCACUUCAAAGGCAGACCAAAGAAAUGGAGGAAAGUGCAGUGCUGGGAGAUGAAAUAUUGGACACAGAUGAGAAAACCGAUGAUGUUAAAGAUGAGAAACCCGAGGCUGAGGUAAAAGACUUGAAGCCAGAGACGUCUGAGGCUGUUGUUUUCCAGGAUGAGAUGAAUGUCGUAUGUGAUUCAUCUAACGAUGAGGCCAAGGGAAGCGAUAAAAGAGAAGCCAUUGCAAAAACUUCAGCUGUUAAAAGUAACAAGAAAAAGAAAGCAGGUGCUAGCAAUAACAAGACAGCAGAGGAGAGUGGUACGACGAGUCUUAAGCCAGAAAUUACGAGGAUGAGUGAAGUUACAAAGAGGAAAAUAGAGGAUGACGGGAAAUGCUCGUCGCCUAUAAGUGCAGGAGUUGAGACGAGAAGCAAAAAAGCCAAGCAGGAUGAUGAUGAUGAUGAUGAGUCUAGUUUCACAACGGCAGUCUGAUUUUAUAUCAUAUUCUCAUUUGGGUUUUUAGGAGCUAGUAUCUGUUUGGGGCUAGUUGCAACAUAUGUAUCAAGUAAUUCUCACAUAUUAAAUGUAUUCAUGGGAUUUGAAUGCUUAAGACUGCGGAUGAAAUGUAUAUAGACCUGUUAUCUAUCCUUGACAAGAAUAACAAUAUAGUAGAGUGGUUGUAUGACAUUC
Molecule: messenger RNA, 2460 nt
Organism: Cynara cardunculus var. scolymus (artichoke)
Lineage: Eukaryota; Viridiplantae; Streptophyta; Magnoliopsida; Asterales; Asteraceae
Product: E3 ubiquitin-protein ligase ORTHRUS 2-like
Exons: 9
Coding region: 1-2262 (753 amino acids)
Biological process (GO): protein ubiquitination; negative regulation of gene expression via chromosomal CpG island methylation
Molecular function (GO): ubiquitin protein ligase activity; metal ion binding
Source: RefSeq, a predicted model, not a curated record